AUGAAGAUCCUACCGUCUUCCCUCCGUCUUAUAGGCAAUUUCCUUGCCGUCAGUCUGCUGACGUGCCUCUUCGCGACGGCGUUCAAUCUCGACUUCCUCCCGCGCGGUUUAUCGACGCGAUUGUUCGGACGAAGCCUUCCAGGAUCGCUGAUAACUGCUCCCCAAGGUGCAGUUGGGUAUCAACCUCCUCCAGGUCCCGUUGCCAACGAAGCGCGACCAACAGAGACCUCCCAUCCAGAGGCCUACAAGACGAUCACCACAACGAUCAUUACCCUAGAGACAACGCACGAACUGAGGCAAGCCCCAAUGGCCAUGAAGAACUCGUCAGCACUGUUUGGUCACCGGGACUGUGACCAGGACACGGGUGAUGGUGGUACCUACACAAACGACUUCUUCCAAAGGAAGUAG
Molecule: messenger RNA, 408 nt
Organism: Aspergillus pseudoviridinutans
Lineage: Eukaryota; Fungi; Ascomycota; Eurotiomycetes; Eurotiales; Aspergillaceae
Exons: 2
Coding region: 1-408 (135 amino acids)
Source: RefSeq, a predicted model, not a curated record